This is a messenger RNA of Colletotrichum truncatum, 612 nucleotides long. RefSeq names its product zinc finger domain-containing RING-type protein. The record is from RefSeq and is a predicted model, not a curated record. Lineage: Eukaryota; Fungi; Ascomycota; Sordariomycetes; Glomerellales; Glomerellaceae. Gene Ontology annotation, biological process: protein ubiquitination. Gene Ontology annotation, cellular component: cytoplasm. Gene Ontology annotation, molecular function: ubiquitin protein ligase activity.
AUGGCUUCCCAAUACGAAGUCGAGCACAAUAUCAAGCCCGGACCCUCCACACAGUCCGGGACCCGCCGCAUCGAUAUGUCCUCGUUCACCUCUUUCCUUGCGAAUCUGACUACCGAAGCCGCACCGUCAUCGCCUCAACAACACAGACAUACGAACCCUCACGCAACACCCACUCCCGUCGACGCCGCGGCCCUUUACCACCUUCUCCAACAGCAGUUCCAGACCCUCUUCUCCACGGCCCCUAAUGACGACAACGCCCGCUUUCUCUCCUCCCUUGUUGAGUCUCUUGAGGCCGACAUUGCCAGCCCCCCCUCCGAAAUCCCCGGCGUCAGCCAGGAGUACCUCGACUCUCUCGAGCGUGUGCCUAAGAAGUCUCUUGGAAAAGAUGAAGCGUGUCCUAUCUGCGCCGAAAAAUUUCUCGAUGAUCAAUACCCCCUCAUUGUUGAGCUGCCGUGCCACAGCAGCCACCGCUUCGACCUCGAGUGCGUGAGCCCGUGGUUGCGCAGCAAGGGCAGCUGUCCCAUGUGCCGUAAGGACUUGACUAAGAAGAAGGAGCAGAUUGUUGUGGAGGAUGACGAGGAGAAUGACGACCCCGACGGACUGUAUGCGUAG